This is a messenger RNA of Cinclus cinclus, 270 nucleotides long. It is a transcript of the gene IAPP, whose product is annotated as islet amyloid polypeptide. The coding region runs from base 1 to 270 and encodes 89 amino acids. The record is from RefSeq and is a predicted model, not a curated record. Gene Ontology annotation, cellular component: extracellular region. The transcript has 2 exons. Gene Ontology annotation, molecular function: hormone activity. Lineage: Eukaryota; Metazoa; Chordata; Aves; Passeriformes; Cinclidae.
AUGUGCAACCUAAAGCUGUCACUUUUCUUCAUUGCUCUUUCUGUCACUCUGAGCUGUUUGGAAGCUACACCUAUCGAGAGUCACCAGCUGGAGAAGAGGAAAUGCAACACGGCCACGUGUGUGACGCAGCGCUUGGCCGAUUUCCUGGUGCGCUCCAGCAGCAGCAUUGGGGCCAUCUACUCACCCACAAAUGUGGGCUCCAACACAUAUGGAAAGAGGGACACAGCGGGGCUAGUAAGCAGAGAACCCCAAAACCAUGCACAGCUUUAG